GGAUGCGCCUCGACGGAGCUGAGUGCUGGCUUGUUUUCGCUGGUGGGUCGCCACCUCGCUCUCCUUUUUCUUUUUGUUGUAACCAAAGUAGAAACAAAGGUCAGGAGCAUAGCUUUCGUACCUUCAAAAUCUUCGUGGGGAACAGAAGGAACAACAGUAACUGCACAGAGACAGAAAAUACAUCACGUCCAUGCGUUUGGGAAUUGUCUACUCUUGUCGGAAUUUUCUAAUCUGAAAUUGCAUCGCUUAUCUUAUCACGUUUGUGCGUUUGUCUCGGAGAGUUGGAUAUCAAAGGAAACAUACCAGCCCAGAAGAUUCUGACUCGGACCAGCUGUUUGCGCAGGCGGGCAGUGCGUGCGUUGUUUGGAGUCUUGAAGAGGAAGCUACACCUGCGUCGGGAGUCGACUGGAGUGGGAUUAUCGUCAGAUUUAAAGACCAGUUUCCGUGACAUCUGAAUAUAAUUUUAUACCCACAUGGCCUUCGCGCUCAGGCCCAUAUGCAGACAUUUAUAUAAGUUGCUGUCAGGAUGAUUAUGAAACUACAGAACGCAGUUUAUCACACACGUAUGUGGCUGUUUUGACUUUUGUUAUCUGGUCAGUGUGUGUUGUAACAAUGGCGAAGUGGCUGAAAGACUAUCUAAGUUUUGGCAGCAAGCGUAUGCCACCCCAACCACCUACACCAGAUUACACGGAGAGUGAGAUAUUGAAGGCAUAUCGGCUUCAGAAGAGUUUGGAUUUCGAGGACCCCUACGAAGACCCGGAGAACCGUUCAAGAAAUGACUCUGGAACAACUGACACAUCCCUGUCUGCUUUCGGGUCUCCAGUGAAAUCCAGCACCAGUCUGGAUGGGAAAGUUGUGUCACCCAAACAUCGGCUCAUUAAAGUCGACUCACAAGAUUUGGGGAGAACCAAGAUCCUACUAAGCUCAGUUUCUCCCGAAGAAUCACUGGAACCGGUGGUGCCGUCUGCUCCGUCAAUGGGGGACACAGAUUACUCGGAUCCGUUUGACGCCCGGCUGGACCGGCGCUCGGAGCCGGAUCACGGCCCCGCUCCGCAGGAGAACAACGGCUACAUGGAACCCUACGAGGCUCAGAGGGUCAUUACAGAGCUGCAGCGUGGUACUACUGUGGGCUGGGGCCGAGGGGGUGUCCAGCUGUACGACACUCCGUACGAGGACCAGAGCCUGGUGCCAGCGGAGGAGGAGCGAGAGAGCCGCCUGCCGCAGGACGACGAGAGGCCUGCGGACGAGUACGACCAGCCCUGGGAGUGGAAGAAGGACCACAUCUCCAAGGCUUUUGCUGUUCAGUUUGAAGGUGCCGAAUGGGACCGGUGUUCCUCCCCCACCGAUCGCCUCCGACCCCCCAGAGGCUCACCUCUCGCUGCGGGCAGCAUGAAGUUCCGCAAGCCCUCGGAGACCCUCACCCUGAUGGGAGAGCGGGUGGACCCCACUUUACCCCUGGAAAAGCAAGUGUGGUACCAUGGGGCUCUGUCGCGAGCGGAGGCCGAGUCUCUGCUGACGCUGUGUAAGGAGUGCAGCUACCUGGUCAGAAACAGCCAGACCAGCCAUUCCGACUACUCCCUCUCUCUCAGGAGCUGCCAGGGUUUCAUGCACAUCAAGUUCUCCCAGUCCAAGGACGGGAAGUACGUCCUGGGCCAGAACAGCCCUCCCUUCGACACCCUCCCCGAGGUCAUCCACUUCUACACCACCCGCAAGCUGCCCAUCCGCGGUGCCGAGCACCUCUCCCUGCUCUUCCCCGUGCUCGUCCAGACCCUCUGAGCGGCCGGCGUCGGGGCAUCCGUCGCCACGGGCAACCGGCACCCACAAAGCCCGUGACUGACAGGGGACAGGGGAAGCUUUUCCCUUUUCCUUUUGGAGCGGCCGCGGGUGUUCCGCUAUUCAGCGGAUUUGUUUGCUAUUGUGUGGGCACAGGGAGGCGCGGUAAUGCGGCUGCUAAUCCACCCCCCCACCCUCCUCCACCCCCCCCCCACCCCUCCGCCUGGCAGGGCCAUUCAUCUCAGGCCCCGCAAAUGGACACGUUUGAGGGGAUAACACGCACUCGGUCCGCGGAGGGCUUUAACCUAAUUAAGGGCCUCUCAGUCCCCGCUACUCGAGUCGUCUUCGCGGAGGAACCAUUUGUGCCGUUUGACGCGCUCUGACUAAUGAACACUUAAUGACCCGCUUCUGAUUGGUCACACAGAUCAGAUACACGACGUUCGUACACUCCAGACGCGCACACGCACCACGGACUGACAGUUUUCUUCCUCUCCCAGGCAGCCAUUUAGAUCAUUUGGAUUUGGAUGUCCGUUGUGGCCAUUGCCGUCAUUUGAGCUUGAUCAUUUAGUCUUGAUUUGCCAAAGAAGCCGCUGAUGGGAAAUGCUUAUCUGCAGUUGGAAUGCUGGCGGACUCCCUCAGGCUUUUUACAGUACAUGUGGACUUUGAACACACACACACACACACACGGCGAAGGAUUCAAGAAAUGCCAUUUCUCCACCUACCCGAAUCAGUUGAACUAGGCCAGUGGCUAUUUCUGCAUGUGUGUGUUGUGGUAAGAAGCGGGGGGGGGGGGGGGCUCUGAGAUCCUGCUGUGCCAUCUGCAGCACACCUCUGCUGCACCAGCCGCCAGAAACAACUGAUUACGCCGGGCUGCCAGCGCCAUUAAACCCAGUUAGACCCUCACACCUGUCGCCCCGUGCCCCUGGCUGCCAGUCUCCUCCCCACAGCUGCCAUCCCGUGUUGGCGGCAGCCUCGUCAAGCCGUUAAUGAUUCACUAGCAUUCCCAUCAUGGCCACAACCUUCAGUCGCAAAACACGGACAGGAUGUUUAUUUAUUUAACACGGGUUGCUCCGCGCAGUAGCAUAAUGAUGGUAGUAUUUUUUUCUGGUUGGCUGUCGUAAUCUGGAGAAAUAUCCUCCAUGUAGCAACUGUGUUUUUAUUUUUAUGUGGGUAUGAAAUAAACUUUCUUGAUACCUUA
Messenger RNA from Sardina pilchardus (European sardine), 2971 nucleotides. RefSeq names its product Src homology 2 domain containing transforming protein D, b (gene shdb). The record is from RefSeq and is a predicted model, not a curated record. The coding region runs from base 613 to 1776 and encodes 387 amino acids. The transcript is spliced from 7 exons. Lineage: Eukaryota; Metazoa; Chordata; Actinopteri; Clupeiformes; Clupeidae. Gene Ontology annotation, molecular function: phosphotyrosine residue binding.